GGUAAGUUCACCACAGCCAGCGACGUGUGGGCGUUUGGCGUCACGCUGUGGGAGAUCUUCACCCUGUGUAAGGAGCAGCCGUACAGCCUGCUGUCCGACGAACAGGUCAUCGAGAACACUGGCGAGUUCUUCAGGAACCAGGGCAGACAGAUCUUCCUCUACGGCCCGCCGCUCUGCCCGCCGUCUCUCUUCGAGCUGAUGAUGCGUUGCUGGAGUCGCGACAUACCCGACCGGCCCACCUUCGAGGGACUUUACCAAGCUUUGAGACCCCACGUCAACCAGUGAGCCGUCUCCGUCCGCCUCUGGACUCCUGACAGACUGACCGAGAGGACAGAGGACUGUCUCUGUCAGAGGGACGGACCGGACCGUGGACGCAGGGUGGGUUUACUUUGUGGUAACAGCGGCGCUGUGGUCUGAGAGACGAGACGGCGGUAGAAGGAGAAAAUGCCGGCAGACUCAGAGGAGAUCCAAACCUUUCAGUCGUGAGUGAACAAAGAUCUCUAAGCUUUUUUAAACAUUUCUUUCAUUGCUGAUUUCCCAAAUUCACCCGUCUCUUUAAAGCCCCUUUGACCAAAAUGUCUCCACGGACCUUUUGACCCAUCUUUUCUUUUCUUGUUUUGGCUCCAAAGGUGCCGUAAACGUUAUUUUCUUCUUCUCUUCGGCUUUUUAAGAUGCCCAAAACUGGACCGACCCUUCAGUCUUGGUAGUUCCUCCUGUCCCUGUGGUUUUUAUUAUUAUUGUAAAGCACUGUCUGUGUCUCUCAGUUAUUCGUGUUCACAUAUUAACCCACACUGGAGCUAGGGUUAGGGUCAAACCGUAGACUAGGUUUAUUUUUUAGAUUUUUUUUAUUCUAUUUUAUUUUUUACGGUAUUUCACUUUUGUUGGUCUUUUUUUGUGGAUUUGAAUGUUGCUCAGCUGAGGGUCACAUCACGGUGAAACCUGUGUGGUUCACAGACUGAAAAUCGGUCGGUGGGUAAUUUAGGCAAAAUCUCAAACAGAGGCAAAUUUAAACCAAUUUUUUUUAAAAAAAAAAAGUGUUGUGACUUUUAUUUGUUGCCAAAGACAUAUAAAGAAUUUAAAUUAGUGAUACUCAACUUGCUGCCCGCAGGCCAAAUUUGGCCCCUGAUAGAGUGCCAGGUGGCCAAACAUUUUUGUAAUUGACAAUAAAAAUAAAGUGAUUCAAUCUGGGAAUAGUUUUUGUCCUUUUAGUGUCUAUAUA
Molecule: messenger RNA, 1219 nt
Organism: Plectropomus leopardus (leopard coralgrouper)
Lineage: Eukaryota; Metazoa; Chordata; Actinopteri; Perciformes; Serranidae
Source: RefSeq, a predicted model, not a curated record